AGCAUUAUUCCCACUUCUCACAUGUAUCUCACGUGACCAAUUGUCAGAAGUUUCGCGAGGCAUCCCCGGCCAGAACUCCCGAAGACGGGCCGCCAUAGCGCGAGUGUCUGACCGCCACCAAAUCCAUCUUACCUUCUCUUUUUUCGUGGAUACGAGAAAUCGAGCUUGCCGGUCUUCGACCAGUCCUGUUCGUCCGGCGACCGCCACGGCGGAGGCGGGGGAAGAACACGCGGGAGACGGUCUCAGCGGCAAGAUGGCUGCUCCGGCCAUGGAAAGCGCGGCGGUGGCCCUCCGAUCGGUGCUAUCCCGGGUGCAGCAGGCUGCGGAGAGGUCCGGCCGGCCGGCGGAUCGGAUCAGGGUGGUGGCUGUCAGCAAGACCAAGCCCGUCUCCCUCAUCCGCCAGGUCUACGACGUCGGCCAGCGCUCUUUCGGCGAGAACUAUGUCCAGGAGAUCGUCGAGAAGGCGCCUCAGCUUCCUGCAGAUAUUGAAUGGCAUUUCAUUGGACAUCUGCAGAGCAACAAAGUCAAAUCCCUUCUUGCUAAUGUGCCCAACCUUGAAAUGGUUGAGAGUGUAGACGAUGUGAAGAUUGCUAAUCAUCUUGACCGUGCGGUAGCAAAUUUGGCAAGGAAGCCCCUGAAGGUUCUGGUCCAAGUAAACACCAGUGGAGAAGAGUCAAAAUCUGGUGCAGAACCCUCAGGUUGUUUAGAAUUAGCCAAGCAUGUCAAACUUAACUGCCCAAAUCUUGUUUUUUCUGGCUUCAUGACUAUAGGAAUGUUAGAUUACACCUCGACUCCAGAAAAUUUCAAGACAUUGUCAAAUUGCAGAGCUGAAGUGUGCCAGGAGCUUGGAAUACCGGAGGAGCAGUGCGAGCUAUCGAUGGGCAUGUCUGCAGACUUCGAGCAAGCAAUUGAAAUGGGCAGUACCAAUGUUAGAAUUGGAUCAACUAUUUUUGGAGCUAGGGAAUACCCAAAGAAGGAUGAAGGUCAUUAAACUCCGAAUGUUUUGCCCACGAUAUAUGUUUACAUGCUUUAAUAAUGAUGCAUGGAGGAUCUGAAGUAUCAGCCUUGAUUUUGAAGUGUUGUGCUGUAUGUGAGCAUCUUCAGCAGACAGGUGGAAAAUUUGUCUCCAUAAUCAUGUUGGUCAAAUUCUGGAGUAUACCAUUAGUUGUAAUGCCGUAAAUUUAACAAGCAACAUAGUUUGUUCAAAAUAAUGAUGAACAUUGCCUUAUGGAUGGUUGGUUUGAUUCAGAUGUUUCCCGGAAGAUCUAGAAUUCUAAAUGGAUUUUUUGCUUAGCCAUUA
Messenger RNA from Phoenix dactylifera (date palm), 1300 nucleotides. RefSeq lists its product as uncharacterized. The record is from RefSeq and is a predicted model, not a curated record. Gene Ontology annotation, cellular component: intracellular anatomical structure. Lineage: Eukaryota; Viridiplantae; Streptophyta; Magnoliopsida; Arecales; Arecaceae. Gene Ontology annotation, molecular function: pyridoxal phosphate binding.